Messenger RNA from Siniperca chuatsi (mandarin fish), 3203 nucleotides. RefSeq names its product neoverrucotoxin subunit alpha-like. Gene Ontology annotation, molecular function: protein binding. The record is from RefSeq and is a predicted model, not a curated record. The coding region runs from base 68 to 2173 and encodes 701 amino acids. The transcript has 4 exons. Lineage: Eukaryota; Metazoa; Chordata; Actinopteri; Centrarchiformes; Sinipercidae.
CAAGUUGGAAGUCAAGAGGACUCGCACACAACUCAGCUGAUCGACACAACUUCACCAGGUUGCAGACAUGUCUUCAGAUAUCAUGGUAAUGGCUGGUCUGGGUCGACCUUUCACCCUAGGAAUGAUGUAUGACGCUCGCCGAGAGAAACUGAUCCCAGGUUUCUCAUUGUUUGGUGAUGAAACUCUAAAACAGUAUGCAUCAAGUAACACUCAACGCAGCAGUGAAUUCCAGAUUGCUGCCUCUGAUUCCAUUGAAUCCAAGUCUUCUAUGAUGGAUAUUGAAGCUUCACUGGGAGUCAGUUUCCUGGGUGGACUGGUUGAAGUUGGGGGAUCUGCCAAGUAUCUAAAUGAUACGAAGAAAUACCAGAAUCAGAGCAGAGUUACACUCAAGUACAAAGCUACCACCACUUAUAAACAAUUCACAGCUCCUCCUGGAACCGUGAAUGUGCAACAAACAGCCAUUACUGACAAAGGAUUGGCAACACAUGUAGUCACAGGCAUCCUUUAUGGGGCAAAUGCUUUCUUUGUAUUUGACAGUGACAAGUUAGAGGAGAGCAACCUUCAGGACAUCAAGGGCAAAAUGGAAGCCGUGAUAAGGAAGAUUCCUACUAUUAGUAUUGAGGGGUCAGGUUCUGUCAAACUGACUGAUGAAGAAAAAUCUCUGACGAGAAAUCUCUCCUGCAAGUUUCAUGGAGACUUCCUUCUUGACAGCCUCCCUACAACCUUUGAAGAUGCAGUGAAGACCUACCAGAAACUUCCAGAACUUCUUGGAGAAGAGGGAGUGGAUGCGGUUCCAAUGAAGGUCUGGCUGGUUCCCUUGAAUAAAUUUUUUUCUAAAGCUGAGCAGCUGGUCCGUGAGAUCACUGUUGGUAGAGUGAGAAAGAUUCACAGUACCCUAAAAGACUUAUGUCAACUGAAGAGGAGAUGCAAUGAUGUCAUGAAUGACAAAACUGUGAAACAAUUUCCAUUGAUUUAUGAUAGGGUUAGCAAUUUACAACAGAUAUUACAGGAUUACACUCAUACUGUGAAACAGAAAAUUGCGGAGAAACUUCCACUGAUUCGGGGAGGUACAGAAGAUGAAAGAUCAUUAGAGAAGAUAACUGCAGACAGGGCCAAGUCACCAUUCAGCAAUGAAAAUGUGAACAUGUGGCUGGAUACCAUAGAGAGAGAAAUCAGUGCCUUAAAGGCCUGUGUGGGCAUGAUUGAGGAAACACAGACAAAAUGUGUCUCAAAUCAAACAGAGUUGGAUAGAGAGAUUCUUAAUGCAAAUGUAACACAUGGUGUGUGCUUUGUUUUCACCUCCCUGGGACGCAGCGAUCCCUACCUUAGAGUGUUGUCCGACUCUUUGGAAUCACCGAAUUCAGAAAGCACCGAGUAUAUCGCAGCAUCUACUGACAACUUGUGGUGUUUCUCCCUGGGUGGUAAUCAAAAUGAAACAAAAGCCCAAACUUUUAGUGAGCUCGCCAACAACAUGAAGGACAGCAGGAAUGUCCGUUUCUUUGUAGCAGCAUUGGCAAAUGAGAAAUACCAAGGAGCAAGCAUCUACUAUUACAACGAGGGCAGCCUGGUCACUGAUGACUUUACAUUUCCUCGCAUGCCCUCUGUGGAGAGUUUAAAAGACAGAAGAGAUUUACUCUGGUAUGCCUGCGACCUCACCUUUGACCCAAACACAGUAAACUCCAUGCUCACUCUUUCUGGUAACAACAAAAAGGUGGAGUCAGGAAAACAGCAGCGAUAUUGUGAUCACCCAGAGAGGUUCAACUCCCUUCGCCAGGUGUUGUGCAAAGAGAGGCUGACUGGGCGCCAUUACUGGGAGGUGGAGUGGAUCGGAUACGUUCUAGCAGGUGUCUCAUAUAUAUCAAUUGGAAGGAAAGGGAAAGUCCCUGGGUGUGUCAUUGGACAGAGUUGGAGCUCCUGGGCUUUAGACCAUGUUCCCAGAAGUGGAUACCGUGUCAGGCAUAAUGAAACAAAAACCGAUGUCACUGUGUCCUCUCCUGGCUUUAAACGACUAGGAGUGUAUCUCGACUGGCGUGCUGGCACUCUGUCCUACUACAUGGUCACCUCUAAAGAACUACAUCACAUUUACACCUUCAAAACCAAAUUCUAUGAGCCUGUUUUUCCAGCCUUUUGUCUUGGGUCUGACUUUGACCACGGACAGGUCAGAUUACUUUGAAACACAGUCACUGAUACUAGAAAGCUCUCAGAGAGCAUACUUCCGCCAAGGCUACACAACUGCUUUUCUUUCCAUUCAAGGAAGUGCAGUAGUUUAGAAAAAGCUAAAAUUUAAAAACACAAAAACCCUAUUUGGCAAUCCAUACUAUAAAUCAUUAAAAACGUAUUCUUUGAUCUGCACCAGGAUCCAGAUCAGCAUAAAAAAUGUAUUCCUCGGCCCAUGACCCAGCAGUACACGAAAUUUAACUAAAAUCUGUUGAAGGUAUUUGAGAAGUCAUGUCUAUCAAACGCACCAAAAACUUCACCUCCUUGGUGGUGGUAAAGACACUCGGGAAUACUUAAUUACAUAAUGUAGUCGAUUGCCAAAAUUAGUAAAGGAAAUUUAUUUUGUAUUACUAAUUAUUCCGACAAGACUAUAUUUUGCAAUUUAUGCUUUAAUUAAGUCAAAAGCAAGUCCAAAUAGUACUUAACAGUGCCAUUUUUAGUGUCUAUGUUUUAAAAUGAUUAUUAUUAUUGAAAGCACAGUCUCAACAUGUAAAUCAAAGGGCCAUCCCACCAUCAAAAUGAAAAGAACAGGAUUCAGCAGUCAAAUUUAGAAAUUAACUCAGAAUAUUUAUUUAUAGGUCAAACUUUCAAUAUGGGUAAGUGAAUAUACCAGUGACUUCUAUGGUCAAAUAAAGAUUGGGCUUUUAACAGCACGCUGUAUUUUCUAGGUAGUGUUCAAAAUGUCAACAAAACUUGCUUAAACAUUUUGACAUUUCUUCUCAUCAAAGUACAGCAUGAUUAUACUUAGAACAACAAUCCUGCACAUUGACACUGUUAUUGAUCCAUAUUGAUAUUACUUACUACUUUGCUGAUGUUGAUUAUGUGCACAGUUUGCUUCUCAACCAGGUUCGUGCUUAAACAAACUUUGUCAAAACAACAAAAACAAAGUGUCCAAUGACAUGGCAGCGUAUAUAUAUAUAUAUAUAUAUAUCUAUAUAUCUAUAUAUAUAUAUAUAUAUAUAUAUAUAUAUAGCUCUUUUUGUAAU